Lindgomyces ingoldianus is the source of this 627-nucleotide messenger RNA. RefSeq lists its product as uncharacterized. The coding region runs from base 1 to 627 and encodes 208 amino acids. Lineage: Eukaryota; Fungi; Ascomycota; Dothideomycetes; Pleosporales; Lindgomycetaceae. The transcript has 6 exons. The record is from RefSeq and is a predicted model, not a curated record.
AUGCCUUUGCAAGCCUUUCAAUCUCUAAGUCUCUUAAACGAUCAAGAGAUUUGCUUUUGGAGUCAAUCACGGGCAACACGCCAAAGAUCCAGUCACUGCUGCAAGAGCUUGGGGCCACCAUCUGUCUUUCCGACCUCACGUAAGAAGUCCAGACUUCAUGUAACUAAUGAGCAAGUUUCUCCCAAUCAGUCUCACCUCAAGACGCUAAGCACGACGCAGUAUGUCUUGGGCAUUACAAGUCAAGAGCAAGCUUGCAGCUUGGAGGCCAACCCUCAACAGAAAGGUCUUGCAGUAAGAAUCUCAGCCUCAAUCGGCUAUACGAAGAACGACACAAGCUGUGCUAUAAAUGAGCAAGUUUGCGCCAUGUCCAUCGGUAUAUCGCUAGCAGUGAGCAAAGGAAAAAGAAAAAUAGAACUGCAUGUGAUAACAAUGCAAUGUGAUAUCAGAUGCAGACUGCAGAUUCCACGACCAGGAAAUCUAAGCGAGGCACUUGAAACCUGUGACGGACUGCAGGAGCAAACAUGCAUGAGGGGUAAGUGCAAGUUCAUCAUGGGGUUCUUGAAUCUGCAGGGCAAUGCAAAGGGCUACCCGAGCACGAAUAUUGAGGUAAACAGACUCCGCUUGUAA